AUGAAUAAAAGUUAUAAAAGUUACCCAUCCUUCGCUGCCUUUUAGAUUGAGUAAUCAAAAUCAAAUAGGUAAUAUUGAUAAGUAUAACAGUUUGAAAAAAGAUUACUCUAUGUUUAUCAUAACUCAGUUUAUGAUUUGACAGAUUUCAUAGAUAAACAUCCUGGAGGAAGAGGUCCUUUAAAUACAUAUAAAGGUAGAGAUUUAGAAAAUGUAUAAUAUUAUGUUUAGAUUAUAGAUAUUUUUCAAUCCAGCAAUACAUAAACAUAGUUAAUAAGCAUUGUAUACAUUAGAGCGGUAUAAAUGUGGAAUAAUAGAGAACAAACCUAUUUAAUAAUAAUCUUAAUAAUAAUAAACUAUGUUAGGCUCAAAAUCAACAAAUGUAAUGUCGUCUAUUAUGACAAAUAAAUCUCAAAAAAAUACACCAUAAAAAAAUGAUUCUGAUAAAAAACCUCAAUAAAAAUCAUAAUCUGUUAAACCUAAAGUAUAAAAAUAAGAAGAUAGUCUAAAUCAAUCUAUGAGUAAAUUAAAUCAAUCUAUGACAAGCAGUGUUAAAUCUUAAUUUUUACUCAUACCAACAUAAUAAGAAAUACUGAUGAUACAAAAAUAAAAAUAAUAGAAACUAAUUAAAUAGUGGAAAUAAUCUGAAAUUGAAGAAUUAAAAAGAUAAUAAGCAGAAGUUGAAAAAUUAAGAGAUUAAAAAAAUGAUGAUCGAAAAACAUAAAGUGAAAUCUUAGUCUCUCCUCGUAAGAAAUCAACUAAUCCUUAUUACUUAGCAUGGCUUGAAAGAUAACAACGAUAGGAAUUAUAAAAAUAGGAAGAAUCUAAGAAUUCUAAUAUCCUUCCUGCUUAUCUCACAUAAUCUAAUGAUUAAAAUAUCAUUAUGUUUGAAGAUACUAAUAAAUUUUAAUAAAUAUCUUAUGAUUUUGAAAAAAAAAAAUAACAUGACUCAAAAUAAUCCUAAUCAGUCAUUGUAGAAAAAACUUAGAAGAAAGUUAAUACGUAUUAUGAAGAAUGGAAGAGAAGAUAAAGUUUAAAAAAUUAAGAUUAUUAAAAAGAAUAAGUUUAAUAAUAAGAAAAUAAUCAAUUAUCAUAAUAACAAUCAAUCAUUUUCGAAGAGAAUGAAUCAUAGAUUUCUGGAUAACCAUCUUCUAUGAAUAAUAGUUUCCAAAGAACCUAUUCUAUGAGUUAAAGAACUAUUGUAUAAGAAGAUCCUUAAUUAAGUGUACCUGUUUUUGCUCCAAAGUUCAUCUCUCCUAUUAAAGCUAAAUUUGUGUUUAGUUCUAGUAUGAAAAAACUAGAAGGUAGAUGA
Paramecium primaurelia is the source of this 1309-nucleotide messenger RNA. NCBI's taxonomy places the organism in Eukaryota, Ciliophora, Oligohymenophorea, Peniculida, Parameciidae. The record is from the annotation of a GenBank genome assembly.